AUGGAGGCAAGAGCGAAUGAAUCGUUCGUCAGGUCGAUCCUUCGAAACCUUUCGCUGACCCGCGAACGUCGGCACCUGGACAAGCCGCCUGGGGGAGAAGUGGCUACAAACGCCAUCGAUGUUGUCGCCACGACCGUGCAAGAGGAGAAGAUGGCGGACUUUCUGGGCGAUGCCCUUGCAGGGAAUGACAGUGACGUCGAUGGCGAUGGGUCCGGUUGGUUCAAUGACUCGACGACCGCUGUCUUCUCGACUCUGUCCGCCUCCUCGUCGUUCGCAGACUCCACGUCGUCGUACUCUACGAGCGUUGACAACUACACCGGUAGCGUGUCCGACCUCUUCGCCUUCGACGACCUGAGUGAUUACAUCAAUCGAUUCAACUACAGCGUUCUCGUGAAUCUGACGGCCUACUACGACGGCGGCACAGAUCUGAAUCUCAGUAGCGUCAAUUGUACAUCGUCGAUAGUCGCCGGGGGUACCGUUAGGCCGGGCGAGUGUGCCGGGACUGCCGGCUUCGACGAGAAGUCUGACGCGAACAGCUGGUGGGCUCUGAUACUCGUGAUCGUGCCGUGUUUGACGCUUUUCGGUAACGUGCUCGUUAUCCUAGCGGUAGUGAGAGAACGGGCGCUGCAGACUGUCACUAACUACUUUAUCGUCAGUUUGGCGGUCGCUGAUCUCCUCGUAGCGGUGCUCGUUAUGCCGUUCGCGGUCUACGUACUGUGUUUCGAUCCCAUUCGAAUGCAAGGAGAAGUAAAGAACGUGCCUUUACUGCGGUACGAACUGAUUCGUUUUAGUAUAAUCCGGUUACUUCACGUUACGGUAAG
Messenger RNA from Mycetomoellerius zeteki, 821 nucleotides. RefSeq names its product tyramine/octopamine receptor. Lineage: Eukaryota; Metazoa; Arthropoda; Insecta; Hymenoptera; Formicidae. The record is from RefSeq and is a predicted model, not a curated record. Gene Ontology annotation, cellular component: plasma membrane. The transcript is spliced from 2 exons. Gene Ontology annotation, biological process: G protein-coupled receptor signaling pathway. The annotation marks the transcript as partial. Gene Ontology annotation, molecular function: G protein-coupled receptor activity; dopamine neurotransmitter receptor activity, coupled via Gi/Go.